Spirometra erinaceieuropaei is the source of this 2617-nucleotide messenger RNA. Lineage: Eukaryota; Metazoa; Platyhelminthes; Cestoda; Diphyllobothriidea; Diphyllobothriidae. The record is from the annotation of a GenBank genome assembly.
AUGCUGGAGAACCACGACGUCUGCAGACUGAUCGUCUUCGCAGACGUAAAACACACGGCCGAAGCAAUCGAACAAGGAACAACAGGCUCUCUCUUCUCCCUCCUCCCCGCCGCCCCACCCCCACAGGCUUGCAGGGUGAGUCCGCUCAAUCUCGCGGCCUGUAAUGUCCCUUCCCUUUUAGACAAAACGAUAAGCAACCGACCGGAGUGGAGGACGGCGCUAGUGGCUCGGGAACUGGCGCGCUACAAGGUACACAUCGCUGCACUAAGCCAGACCCGGUUCUCCGAACAAGGCCAACUGAAGGAUGUGGAUGCCGGCUGCACAUUCUUCUGGAGCGGUCGUCCCGAAGCAGAGCGACGGGACGCGGGCGUCGCAUUUGCCAUUCGGAACGACAUCGUGGGACGACUACCCUACCUGCCGCAGGCCAUCAACGAUCGCCUGAUGAGCCUCCGCCUGCCUCUCGGGGAUGGAAAAACGCCAUCAUCGUCAGCGUCUACGCCCCCCUUUCGAUGACCGGCCUUAACGGGGCAAGGAACAAAUCCUACGAGGACCUGCACGCCCUCCUGGCGACUGUGCUAAAGACGGAUUAGUCGGUUGUCCUUAGCGACUUCAACGCCCGCGUCGGCACAGACCAUGCUGCGUCGAGAGAAGUGCUGGGUCCCCAUGGUCUCGACGACUCCAAUAACAGUGGCCUAGUCCUCCUACGAACUUGUGCAGAACACCGCCUCAUCCUGACAAACACCUACUUCCGCCUCCUAAUGCGAGAGAUGGCCACCUGGAUGCACCCUCGGUCGCGACACUGGUACCUGCUGGACUACGUCCUCGUCCGCAGGCGAGACCAGCUGGACGUGCUUGUGACAAAGACGAUCCCGGAUGCCGACGGGUGGACCCAAGGUAAGCGACUCCCAGAUAAGAGGAAUAGUGCUUUGUUGUCUUUGACUGCUCACUUUCACCACUUCAAGAGUGAACAGUCCAAAGGCUAGCCAAGCAUUCAUUUGCCGCCACCGCCACUGACGAGAACGCCUCCGUGGAGGACCGAUGAUGCCAACUGCGGGACACAGUCCAAUCGACGGCCCUGGCUGUCCUUGUUCGCUCACGUCGCCAACACCAGGACUGGUUCGAUGACAACGACGCCGCCAUCAGCAACUUGCUCACCGAGAAGAACAGCUUGCCCACAGCCUGCGUCAUUCGCCCCACCGAAAAUUAUGGGGAAGUCUUCUACAGUAGUCGCUGUCUUUUUCAACAGCGAUUGCGUGAGGUGCAGGAGGUCUGGAUGGCUCGCAAGGCUGAGUAGGUUCAGGGGUGCGCGGUUUGAAACGAAUAGAAGAAUUUCUUUGACGCGAUCGAGACUGUCUACCGUCCCACAGCCAAAGGGACUGCUCCUAUUCUUAGCGCCGACAUCAAUACCCUACUCACCGAGAGGACACAAAUUCUACGGCGAUGGGCCGGGCACAUCAGAAGCGUCCUCAACCGUCCCUUCGCCAUCUCCGACGCUGCCAUCAUCCGUCUGCCUCAAGUGGGGGUCAACACCGAUCUCGACCUACCGCCCUUUCUCCACAAAACCAUCAGCGCCGUACAGCAGUUCCCCAGCGGGAAGGCGCCCCGAUCGUACGUGAUCCCUGCUGAAGUCUACAAACGCAGUGGCCCCCAACUCAUGGGUAAUCUAACGGCGCUCUUCUAGUAGAUGUGGCGUCAAGGACGCCACAAACAUCCAUAUUUACCAGCGAAAAGGUAAUCGCCAGUUCUGAAAAAACCACCGAGGCAUCUCCCUGCUGAACAGAGUUCGCAUUCUUCUCAAACGUCUGAACAUCCAUCUGGAACAGGGUCUCCUGCCGGAAAGCCAGGGCGACAUCCGCCGUCGUCGCAGAACCACCGACAUGCUCUCGCCGCCCGCCAACUGCAGAAGCAAUGUCAGGAGAUGCGGACCCACCUCUACUGUACCUUCGUGGAUCUGACGAAAGCCUUCGACACGGCGACUCACGAAGGACUGUGCAAAAUCAUGCAGAAAUUCGGCUGUCCUGAACGAUUCACUGAGAUGGUGCGUCAGCUCCACGAUUGCAUGAUAUCUCGAGUCACGGACAAUAGAGUUGUCUCGGAGGCAUUCUCAGUGACCAACGGGGUGAAGAAAGGCUGCAGCUUCGCGUCUACCCUCUUCAGUCUUCUGUUCUCUGCCAUGCUAAUAGACGCCUACCGUAACGAACGCCCAGGGAUCCGCGUCGACCAUAGAACGGAAGGCCACUUCCUCAAUCGCAGGCGGAUGCACUUCAAGUCGCGUGUAUCCACAACUACCGUCCAUGAACUUCUCUUCGCUGGUGACUGCUCCCUUCAUGCAACUACUGCAGGAGACAUGCAAAGAAGCAUGGAUCUCUUCUCCGCCGCCUGCGAGAACUUCGGCCCUAUCAUCAACACGAAGAAGACUGUGGUCAUGUAUAAACCGCCAUCCGACGCUACCUACGUUGCACCCCAAGUCCACGUGAACGGCGCCCAACUGCAAGUGAUGGACAACUUCACGUAUCUGGGCAACACCCUCUCCCGCAGCACCAAAAUCGACGAUGGGGUGGCGUGCCGAAUUUCUAAGGCCAGUCAAGCCUUCGCUCAUCUGCAAAACACAGUUUGA